AUGCGUCUCUUUGCGCCUGUAUUCUAUGGCACCACAGUUAGGGCACAGUUUUUCGACAAUGACCAAGGAAUUCAACAGAACAGAGACUGGCUUUUACAGCUGAGAGAAAGUCGACUCGCGGGAACUACAUGCUCAAACUCAGUUGGAAGCGAUUUUGACAAACUCUGUUCUGAUAACAAUUCAAAAAACUCGUGCAAUAUGGCGAAACUCUGUUGUUGGAAUGGGGUCAAAUGCAUAGGAAAAAGCCAAAACGCAGGAAACGUCGCCCAAAUGAUCGUCGACUCACCAGAUUUUCAAGCAGUGGCAGGAGAUGCGAAGAAGCCAAAAUCGUUCGAGGAGCAGAGUUUUGUCAGAAAUACACUUUCAGAUGCCUUGCCAAACUUCGAGAAACAAGACAACGACGCUGUUUCUCUCGAAGCUCGGUCCGCCUUUCUCACUGGUUUCAACGGCGGAAUGGAUAUGUUCGACAGCAGAAUGAGUUUACUCAGUGGAUCAGGACCCCUCAAUGAUUAUUUAUCCUGUCCCGUAAAUAUCCCUUUCUGCAAUCGUAAGAAAUGCACGAACAUGUAUGGCCAAGAUCCUCUUACAGCAGGAGAGUGUUUCUCCAUCCCCGGAUGUUGCUUUGAUCAUAAUUUGCAACUCUACAGAAUGUCAUUUGGCCAAACUUUCAUGCGAGGAACUCCUGUUUGCUACCAAGCCAUCAGUACUCCCAUGUACAAAGUAUUCUCCGGAGCAAUGACUUUCCAACACCCUUGGUUCAUGCAACCCAUUGUCAACAAAAUCAACGACUUCGCCGAUACGGACCAGGGAUACAGACUAAUGAUGGAAAUGCACCAGUGUCCGAUGAAGGGGCAAUUGACUUCAGCAACGCUUCGAUUCGAGCAGCAACUUUCGCAGAUUUGGCCAAUGUAUACGACGCUUAGAUUCAAGGGAUCACAAAUAAUGGACGAUCUUCUUUACUCCCUUGCGCCGUUUUGUGGAUGGACUGGUGUAACAAAAGGCCAGUGCAUGCUUGUUGGCUGCUGCUGGUCGGAAACGACAAAUAGCUGCUUGAGGCCGGUUGAUCUAAGCUCUGGAUUCCACAAUAGAGAGACUGUAUCCCAAGCAGCCAUGGCCGUUCUGCUCAAAUUUGGCAAAGAAAGUGAACAACCUGGAGGAUCAAGAUACGGCCAAAUCGUCAACGGUGGCAGAUCAAGCGCUACUGGAAUGGAAGUCCAAGCACUGUUCAAAAAACCGAAGAACGAAUUCGAGCGACUUGGAAUGGGCGAGUAUCGGGACAAAAAUGGAAAUCUUUUGAUGCCAGAUUGGAGCAUGCCUCCAUCUGGUGGAAACAACAAUUUCUUGAAUUUAUCCGGCCGUCGUCGACGUCGAUCCGCAGCAAAGUCGAGAAACAGACGGUCAACAUCGUCAAAACUGUCGACUCUUUGCGCGAAUCCGAUGAUUCAAAUGAUCCCCAGUAUGAGCACGAUGUGCACUAAAAUUGACAUGUUGAACGUUUUCAAAACAGGAUUGUCAGGUAAAUCUUCUGACAAGAAAUCUGGGAGUAAAGACGGCUCUCGACAGGGCUUGAUGGAUAUGAUGAUUGGCCCUAGCUUUGGUGGAUUGAACCAGAUGAUGGCUAAUUCUGCUGGCACUAGCGGACUUGACUAUGCGUCUCUUUUAGAUAGUAGCCAGGAUCAAAGUCUUGUGAACAGACUAUCGUUGAUGCAAAUGAUGAUGCCAAAUAUGAGACCACAGACAAAUGCAUACAACACUUGGAAAAAUCAGCAGCAGACCCAAUACGGCCCAUUCAACCAAAUAAACGGCCAAUACAGUCCACAAGCAAUCCAAUCCACUCCAAAUAGCUUGACGGAAACCGGGUCAGGCAGCCAAUUUACUGGUAGCUCUUACAGAGCUCCUUCUAUUUCAUCCAUGUACAGUCAGUUUGGAAGCAUUCAGAGUCAGCAAUGUCCCGCUCACGACGAAACGGACCACAGCGAUAUGCAAUCAUGUCUGGCUCCGUACAGCGCUGAUACAACUCCGACUUUUGAAGAGCUUGGGCAAGAUAAGAUGGCCUGCGCAGCAAAGGGUUGUUGUUGGGAUAAUGACAUCAACAGAGGAGUCUUACUUUCGAAAGACGUUCUUGAGCGACUUUGCAUGUGGAAAGUACCGAUUGCCGGGGAGCGAUGGGGUCUUCCGACUCUUGAUACUUCUAUGGAAGGUUGUUGCCGCCAACAUCCAUGCAGAACGAUCCCGCCAAAGCCAGUCGAUCCUCAGAUGAAUGUGAGACAAGCAGCGUACUCUUCUCAAACUGCUCCAAAAUUUGAGAAUGCUCCCUUCCAGAAUGCUCAACCUCAGACAAAUCAAUUUCAGCCAAUCCAACCACAAACAAGUCAAUUCCAAACUAAUCAGUUUCAAAGCAAUCAAUUCCAAAAUUCAAACAACUUCGCCAGAACACCGCCACCAUCCACUCGACCAACCACGACUACUCGCACUACCACAACAACGACGACUCGUACGACUGUCAGAACAUAUCCUACCUAUCAGAAUCCACAACAGUUCCAACCAGCAAAUCAAUAUCUAAGCCAGUCAGGAAUGCGGCCAGUCCCUCCCCAACAGCCACAAGGAUAUCCAGUCCAAAACGUCCAAAUCCCCGACCAAUCAGCUUAUCAACCCCUUCAACCUGCGUAUGAUAAUAAUUCGUACAGUAAUGUUCGACCCGCUCAAGUUUACACGACUCAAAAACCGACCUAUGUUGAGCUCAAACCUGCCUAUGAUCAGCAAACUUACAAUAACUUUGGCCAAGGAUCUGGUAGAAUCGUUGCCACUGUUGUUGACUCUACUAAUGGUGCCAGAUCUGGCCCAUCAACCAGUGAUUCUGAGCACAAAGGAAGCUCAUUAGAAUGGUCCGACUGUAUUCCAAACGAAUCUAAAGCUGGUUGUGGACCAGGUCUAAGGACAAAAGGAGAAGAUGCUAUCUCUUGCAAAAUCCCAUGCGAAUGGAGUGACAAGUGGGUCCCUCUGACGAAAUGCUCAAAGUCGUGCGGCCGGGGCGUAGUAACCCUGACCAAACGCUGCCCAGUCAAAGGCUACUGUAAAUUGGAGAAUGGCAAGCCUCCCAGACGAAAGUCUUCCUGCAAAGUUCGAAAUUGCUGA
Molecule: messenger RNA, 3135 nt
Organism: Oikopleura dioica
Lineage: Eukaryota; Metazoa; Chordata; Appendicularia; Copelata; Oikopleuridae
Source: the annotation of a GenBank genome assembly